UCUCCUUCUCGCAGUCUGUUUGAUGGGAGGUGUUGCGCGUGCUGGAACACUGGACCCAUGGCAACAAUCAUGGCAGAAGCCGAGGCGCGCCAAAGGCUGCUGCGCACUGUCAAGAAAGAGGUGAAGCAGAUUAUGGAGGAAGCGGUCACCAGGAAAUUUGUUCAUGAAGACAGCAGCCAUAUUGUUUCCCUUUGUGCUGCGGUGGAGGCAUGUGUUUUGCACGGGUUGAAACGUCGAGCGGCUGGUUUUCUUCGAAGCAACAAAAUAGCCGCCCUGUUCAUGAAGGUGGGCAAGAGCUUUCCCCCGGCCGAGGAGCUGUGCAAGAAGGCCCAGGCGCUGGAGCAGAUUAUAGAAACUAAACGAAGCCAAAGUUUGCAAAGCCAGGACAGUCUGCGGCGAAUGCCUCGGCUUCCCAGCCUCACUCCAAAGGCCAUGAAGAACCUCUGGAUUCGGACAGCUCUUUUCGAGAAGGUGCUGGACAAGAUUGUCCUCUUCCUGGCGGAAAACAGCAGUAAAUAUUAUGAGAAAGAGGCUGUUCUAAUGGACCCUGUAGACGGACCUAUCCUUGCUUCUCUGCUGGUGGGACCUUGUGCUUUGGAGUAUACGAAGAUGAAGACGGCCGACCACUUCUGGACCGAUCCCUCGGCUGACGAGUUGGUGCAAAGGCAUCGCAUCCACAGUGGUUACUGCAGGCAGGACUCGCCCACCAAGAGGCCUGCAUUGUGUAUCCAGAAGCGUCACUCCAGCAGCAGCAUGGACGAGCGCCCCUCACCCUCGCCAUCGGCGCGCGACUACGUGGAGUCACUGCAUCAAAACAACAGGGCCACACUGCUGUUUGGCAAAAACAAUGUGCUCGUUCAGCCGAGGGACGACAUGGAGGCUAUCCCGGGUUAUCUCUCCCUUCAUCAGACGGCCGACCUCAUGACACUGAAGUGGACACCCAAUCAACUUAUGAACGGCUCUGUUGGCGAUUUGGACUAUGAACGAAGUGUGUACUGGGACUAUGCCAUGACAAUCCCUCUCGAAGAGAUCGUGUACUUGCACUGUCAUCAACAAGUCGACAGCGGAGGCACAGUGGUGCUGGUCAGUCAGGAUGGCAUCCAAAGGCCUCCACUUCGCUUCCCUAAAGGAGGUCACCUGCUUCAGUUCCUCUCCUGCCUGGAAAAUGGUCUGCUUCCGCACGGUCAGCUGGAUCCUCCUCUCUGGUCUCAGAGGGGAAAGGGCAAGGUGUUCCCGAAGCUGAAGAAGAGGGUUCCUCAGGGAUCCGGAUCGACAGACUCUGUCUCAGAUAAGGAGGAGGAAGAGGCCACAGACUAUGUCUUCCGUAUCCUCUUUCCAAAUAGCCUCUCAGACUUUGUGACUCCACCAGAUUUGAUGGACCAGAGUUCUGCGAUGUGGCAUCCUACUCUCAGGAAGUCUUCGUGCUCGUCCUGCUCCCAGGGCAGCCUCUCUGAUGGCUCCACACCCAAAGGCUGCAACCAAGAGAGGACUCCCCUGAAGCUGCUAUGUGACAACAUGAAGUAUCAGAUCAUCUCCAGGGCAUUUUAUGGCUGGUUGGCAUACUGCCGUCACCUGUCCACUGUACGCACUCAUCUCUCGGCUCUCGUCAAUCACACCAUCGUGUCGCCCGACUUGCCUUGCGACGCGUGCAAAGGACUCACUGCAGAUGUGUGGCAGAUGUUCCUGCAGGACUGUAACACCUACAAGGAGCAAGAGCUGCUUCGUCUGGUCUAUUUCGGCGGCGUGGACCCGUCUUUGCGGAAGGAAGUGUGGCCAUUUCUUUUGGGGCAUUACCAGUUUGGAAUGUCUGAAACAGAAAGGAAGGAGGUGGAUGAGCAGGUGCGCCUGUGCUACCAGCAGACCAUGCGCGAAUGGCUCGGCUGUGAGGAAAUUGUUCGGCAGCGGGAGAAGGAGCAGCACGCUGCAGCUUUAGCCAAGUGCUCUUCGGGGGCGAGCAUGGAUAGUACCAGUUCAAAGAUGGUCCAUCAUGACUCAACCGUCAGCAAUGAGUCCCGGUCCUCCCAGAGUUCAGACAGGCAGAGUCUGGCUCGUCUGCAGAGUGACUCCAGCACCAGCACACAGGUUUUUGAGUCUGUAGAAGAGGUGGAGCAGAUCGAGACAGAAUCCAAGCGUGAAGAAGCCAAGCAGGUGCCAAAAAUGAACAACGGGGCAGUCCACAAUGGCCCAAGCUCUCCCGACUCGGGGCAUCCCUCUUCCCGCAACUUCUCAGUUACCUCCGGCCUGUCGGACGGCUCGCUCAGCACAGAGGACGGCGCUGCACCAGAGGCUGCUCCGAGAGCUUCGGCCAAACCUCCUCAGGAUGCAGGUCUGACAGAGCAGGACAAGCGCGAGAAACCCAAUGCGACCAAGACUGAAGUGCUAGAUGUAGUGGAAGAGUCCAACAAGUCAGAGCAUCCUAAAGUAGAGGAGGCUCAGCGUGGAGGUGGUUCCUCAGUCGAGAGUGAAGGAAGAGAAGUGCCUGACAAAGACAGUAUGUUCACACCAGGAACGUGUACAGAAUCCCAAGAUUAUGCUGAGCAAAGACUGAAAAACAAAGACGUGACAAAAACUGCAGGAGAGCGUCAGACUGAAUGUUUUAAAGUGGAAGACCAAUCCAAGCAAGGUGAGACAUCACAGGGGGCGAGAAGAGAAGCUGGCACCAUAAAUCCCAGGACACCUGAAGUUGGCAAGAAACUGUCUUUAUCUACAGACACGAGGGUGUCGAGAGCAAGAGAAGCCUACUGUGCCUCUCAGAAGGCAGAAGCUCAGGUCCUCACUGAGUCUGAUGAGUCUCCCUCAGCCUUAGAGAUGGAGGAGAUUCCCAAAGCCAAUGUUUCCAUGGUGCCCUGGAGCAGAAAGGCUCGCUGUGAGCCCUUGUCUUCCUCUGAGGACUCGGCCCCUUACACGGAUCUCAGACCCGAGGGUGGGCAGGAAAAGCCUAGUCCGGAAGGCACUGAAUCCAUAUUGUCUGAGGAGCCUGAGAUGGAGAGCCUUUACCCUCACUUUGAGUCUCUGGAUGGCUGCGCGGACACCGCGGAAGCCAACUCGCAACAGUCUGCUGGGGGCGGCUUCUCCCAAGAGCUUUUAGACUUGUACACGUUGAAUUUGCACCGCAUUGAAAAGGACGUACAGCGCUGUGACAGGAACUACUGGUACUUCACUCCCGUCAACCUGGAAAAGCUCCGUAACAUCAUGUGCAGCUACAUCUGGAGGCACCUCGACAUCGGAUAUGUUCAGGGUAUGUGUGACUUGUUGGCUCCACUUCUCGUCAUUCUGGAUGAUGAGGCCAUGGCCUUUAGCUGUUUCACGGAGCUCAUGAAGAGGAUGAAUCAAAACUUUCCACAUGGAGGGGCGAUGGACACGCACUUUGCCAACAUGCGCUCUCUGAUCCAAAUCCUGGAUUCAGAGCUGUUUGAGCUGAUGCACCAAAACGGAGACUACACUCACUUCUACUUCUGCUACCGCUGGUUCCUCUUAGACUUCAAGCGAGAGCUGGUCUACGAUGAUGUUUUUGCUGCGUGGGAAACCAUCUGGGCGGCCAAGUUUGCCUCCUCGAGUCAUUUUGUCCUCUUCAUCGCCUUGGCUCUAGUGGAGAUCUACAGGGACAUCAUCCUGGAAAACAACAUGGACUUCACUGAAAUUAUAAAAUUUUUUAACGAGAUGGCUGAGCAUCACAACAUCAAGCAGAUUUUGACCUUGGCAAGAGAUCUGGUGUACAAGGUGCAGAUGCUGAUAGAGAACAAAUGACAGUGAUAUGGGUCUUAUUUUUCCUUCCAAUCAAGUGUAAACAUUUGUAGCAGCAUCUCUCACACACACACACACACACACACACACACGUACAUUAUACUGUACUACAAAAUGCCUUUACUAUCAUUGGUUGCAGCCUUGAUCGAGCCUCAAUGACAGUAUGCUCCUCUGCGUUCUUUGUGCAGUCAGCAGGUCUAUAAUGAGAUUAUGCUUUGUAGAGUAACUGUCAGUAUCUGCAAAUACAUAGUGUGUUUUACGUCAAACCCUGAAGUGUCAAUGUUAAUCGGAGCAGACUUAAUCUUACUGUAAGCUAGUUGCACAUUUCAAAAACAAAACGAAGAGAUAAAUCCAAACUAUUUUGAAUGACUACAUAUUUAUGAAGUAGUGUAUGUUGCUUAAACUUGUUGAAUAGCCAAUGUUUACAUGAUUAGAUUACUUUUAAAAUGGAAACUUCCCCACCUUCCCCUCUCAUGUGAAGAAAUGAAUGAAUGGUAGUUUUACAAAUACAGUUAAAAUCUAUUUAGAGCUGAGUAUCACGUCAGUCAUUUUAUAUUAACAGUGUUUCCAAUGUCCUCAAGCUGCCUUCCUGCCAAAUAGGAUGUCCUUGUCAUGUGUAAAUUGUUAAUUCUGAGAUAAGUAUUUGUCAAAUCAUAGUCCGAUGAAUUUUAAGUAUAUAUUCAGAAAUUCUCGUUUCACACUGUCAAACAUGAUCUUUUGGUGUUGUUUUUGUUCUGGGAACAGUUUUGUGUUUUGUUUCUUGUACGAGUUGAAUUUUUGUAUGGUUCGUCAGUUUUGUUCUGUUGCAGAAAUGACAACUUAUGUCACAAAGGUUAAGUACAGACAAACAUAGUGAUGUUUUUACGUGAUCCAAUGAGGUGCAAAUUAAAGGCAUGUUUCCAUGCUUGUGAUUUAUUUUCAACGUUGCUUGCAAAAAAUAUCACGAAAAGCAGCUGUUUAAAUGUAUGGGGCAUAUUUAACCAUUGAUGAUGACAAAUACUAUGUGUUUUUAACUUUUCAGUUGAUACUCAUAAGGAUUUCCCAAAUUUCAAGCUUCCUAUUUAUUGCUUCUGUUUAUGAAUGUGCUAAAAAUGAAUUGCAUUAAUGUUUCUUUGUGUAUGCAAACUGAUGUCAGUAAGCCUUCAAUUUAUUUGCCUUUUAUUAUUAUUAUUUAUUCAUUUGACUGGAUCGUUUUGACUGGAUUGUUGCUAUUUUGGUAAAAGUUGUAUUUUCAUUUUGUGCCAAGUUCUACCUGUGUAUUGUAAAACAAAUUAUAUUCUGAGAGCUCAUAUAUAAUAUAUAUUAAAUGGUAUAUGUUAUUGUAACAUCA
Hippocampus comes (tiger tail seahorse) is the source of this 5074-nucleotide messenger RNA. It is a transcript of the gene sgsm1a, whose product is annotated as small G protein signaling modulator 1a. The transcript is spliced from 25 exons. Gene Ontology annotation, molecular function: GTPase activator activity. The record is from RefSeq and is a predicted model, not a curated record. Lineage: Eukaryota; Metazoa; Chordata; Actinopteri; Syngnathiformes; Syngnathidae. The coding region runs from base 58 to 3747 and encodes 1229 amino acids. Gene Ontology annotation, biological process: activation of GTPase activity.